Prinia subflava (tawny-flanked prinia) is the source of this 5873-nucleotide messenger RNA. Its product is annotated as hexokinase HKDC1-like. Gene Ontology annotation, molecular function: fructokinase activity; glucokinase activity; D-glucose binding. The record is from RefSeq and is a predicted model, not a curated record. Gene Ontology annotation, cellular component: cytosol; mitochondrion. Bases 275 to 3028 code for a protein of 917 amino acids. Lineage: Eukaryota; Metazoa; Chordata; Aves; Passeriformes; Cisticolidae. The transcript has 19 exons. Gene Ontology annotation, biological process: glycolytic process; carbohydrate phosphorylation; glucose metabolic process.
GGAGCGCUGAGCAGAGGGAAGGAGUCUCCUAAGCCCGUUUAACUGCGCAGAUUGCCGGCAGCGCUCGGCUGCAGGCAGCAGCGGUGGGAGCCUGGAAUGAAGCGGGGCAGGCUGCGUAGCAACUGCGUGGAGAAGUGGAACUCCACUAUUCCACACUGGGGAAAAUGCCUCUGCUGAAGUGUCUCUAGCUCCAGCUUCGUGAAUAAAGAUCUAUCGCUUUGGAGUUAUUCACAGCAGCUCUGUCACUACUGACUCAUCCAUCUGCUUCAAGAAAAUGUUUGCUGUCCACUUGCUAGCUUUCCAUUUCACAAAGCUAAAAGAGGAUCAAAUAAAAAAGGUGGACAGCUACCUGCACCGCCUGCGCCUCUCGGACGAGGCCCUGCUGGACGUGAUGGCUCGAUUCCAGGCCGAGAUGGUGAAGGGGCUGGGCAGGGACACCAACCCCACCGCGGCAGUGAAGAUGCUGCCGUCCCUCGUGCGCUCGCUGCCCGAUGGCUCCGAGAAGGGGGAGUUCCUUGCAGUGGACCUGGGCGGCUCCCAGCUCCGUGCCCAGCGGGUGAAGGUGUUUGCUGACGGGAGGCAGAGCAGCCAGCUGGAGAGCAAGUCCUACCCCACACCCAAGGAGGUCACACAGGGGAACGGAGCCCAGCUCUUCGAUUACAUCGCUGACUGCCUGUCAGACUUCAUGGAGACCAAAAACCUGAAGCAUAAGAAGUUACCUCUUGGCUUUACGUUUUCUUUUCCCUGCAAACAGACCAAAUUGGAAGAGGGGGUUCUUCUUGCGUGGACAAAACACUUCAGGGCCCGAGGCGUUCAGGGCACAGAUGUGGUCAGCUCUCUGCGCAAGGCCCUCCAGAAGCACAAGGACAUAGAUGUUGAUGUUUUGGCACUGAUCAAUGACACGGUGGGAACCAUGAUGACUUGUGGAUGUGAUGACCAGCGCUGUGAAGUUGGACUCAUCAUUGGGACUGGCACCAACGCCUGCUACAUGGAGGAGAUGAGGCACAUCAGCCUGGUGGAGGGGGAUGAGGGCAGGAUGUGCAUUAACACCGAGUGGGGGGCCUUCGGGGACGACGGGGCUUUGGAUGACCUCCGCACAGAGUUUGAUCGGGAGCUGGACCUGGGAUCUCUCAAUCCUGGAAAACAAUUGUUUGAGAAAAUGAUCAGCAGCCUGUAUUUGGGGGAACUUGUAAGACUCAUUCUCCUAAAAAUGACAAAGGAAGGUCUGCUCUUCAAUGGGAAAGUGUCAACGGCCCUGCUUACUAAGGGCAAGAUUGAGAUGAAACACGUGUCUGCAAUGGAAAAGUACAAGGAAGGUCUGAGCAACACAAAAGAGAUCCUCACCGACCUGAACCUGUUUCCCUCUGAGGAGGACUGCGUUGCUGUUCAGCACAUCUGCACCAUCGUUUCCUUCCGCUCGGCCAACCUCUGUGCUGCCGCCUUGGCAGCCAUCCUCACCCGCCUCAGGGAGAAUAAAAAGCUGCUGAGGAUGCGAACCACUGUUGGGAUUGAUGGGGGACUCUAUAAAACCCACCCCAAGUACGCAGGGCGGCUGCACAAGGUGCUGAGGAGGCUGGCGCCCACGUGCGACGUGCGGUUCCUGCUGCCGGCGGGUGGCAGCGGCCGGGGCGCGGCCGUGGUGGCGGCGGUGGCACACGGCCUGGCAGCCCGGCGACGCCGCGUCGACGCCGCGCUCGCGCCCCUCCUGCUGCCCCCGGGCGUCCUCCGGGAGGUGAAGGACAGCAUGAGGGCCGAGCUGGAGUACGGGCUGAGGAGAGGGACGCAGGGCAAGGCCACGGUGAAGAUGCUGCCCACGUACGUCUGUGGGACGCCGGAUGGAACAGAGAAAGGGAAGUUCCUCGCCCUUGAUCUUGGUGGCACAAAUUUCAGGGUUCUGCUGGUCAAAAUCAAAAGUGGGAGAAGAAGAUCAGUGCAAAUGUAUAACAAAAUCUUUGCCAUUCCUUUGGAGAUCAUGCAAGGGACAGGAGAAAAGCUCUUUGACCACAUUGUCCAGUGCAUUGCAGACUUUCUGGAGUAUAUGGGGAUCAAAGGAGCUCGGCUUCCUCUGGGCUUCACCUUCUCCUUCCCCUGCAGGCAAGCCAGCAUUGACAAGGGAACACUUGUGGGAUGGACAAAAGGAUUCAAGGCAACAGACUGUGAGGGGGAGGAUGUUGUUGAUAUGCUGAGAGAGGCCAUCAGGAGAAGAAAUGAGUUUGACUUGGACAUUGUAGCAGUGGUGAACGACACUGUUGGGACCAUGAUGACUUGUGGAUAUGAGGAUCCAAACUGUGAGAUUGGCCUUAUUGCAGGAACAGGCAGCAAUGUUUGCUACAUGGAGGACAUGAAAAACAUAGAAACGGUGGAAGGGGAUGAAGGAAAAAUGUGCAUUAACACGGAAUGGGGAGCCUUUGGUGACAAUGGCUGCAUUGACCACAUCAGGACAAAAUAUGAUAGAGAAGUAGAUGAAGGCUCACUAAACCCAGGGAAACAGAGGUACGAAAAAAUGACCAGUGGAAUGUACCUAGGUGAAAUAGUAAGACAAAUUUUGAUUGACUUAACCAAACAAGGACUGCUGUUCAGAGGACACGUUUCGGAAUCACUCAGGAAAAGAGGCAUAUUUGAAACAAAAUUCCUGUCUCAGAUUGAGAGUGAGCGCCUGGCGCUGCCGCAGGUGCGGCGCGUCCUGCGGCGGCGGGGGCUGCCCGGCAGCUGCGAGGACAGCGCGCUGCUGCGGGAGGUGAGCGCGCUGGUGUCGGCCAGGGCCGCCCGCCUCUGCGCCGCCGGCCUGGCCGCCGUCCUGGACAAGAGCAGGGAGAACCGAGGCGUGGAGCGCCUGCGGAUCACUGUUGGAGUGGAUGGCACUCUGUACAAGCUCCAUCCACAUUUUUCUAGGGUCCUGCAGGAAACCGUGAAGGAGCUGGCACCUCAGUGUGAUGUGACUUUCAUGCUGUCUGAAGAUGGAAGUGGGAAGGGAGCUGCCCUCAUUACUGCAGUUGCAAAAAGAUUGCAUAAUGUUGGACAGAAGUAGAAAUGAGCGGUCAAGUAAUUUCAGCACUGCCAGGCGUGUGCAGGGGGGAUUUGCUGAGUGGUGAUUCAAGAUAGCUUUGCCACACACCAGUACAAAGGCACCUUUCUUUGGGGAGCAGCUGGUUUUGACCAACCAGGAUUGUGGAGUUUUGUCCUUUGGUAGCUUGGCUUAGGUGUUUCUGCUCCCCACUGGCAUUAUGUCUUGGCAAACCACAGUCUACUCCGUUCUGUGCUUCCUGCAAUGCAUCUCUAAUGCACAUGGGAGAGUGAAAACAAAACAAAAUCAACCCAAAUGUGUCUUUUUACAACCUCUUACUGCACCACAGCUGAGCUUAUCACCAGUUCCUUAGGAUUCCUGUGCUUAGUUUUGUCUUGGCCUGGCUCAAAGAAUAUUGAGAUUCUGAUGUUGCAUCUUAUCUAGUCAAUAUAUUUGUUCAGUGCUUGCCAGGUUUUACAAUAAAUGUGCAGGUGAAAUAAAUUCAUGGACUGUCAGUGAUGGUCAGUCACACUCCCCCCACUGCUGCACUGGUUGCAAGUGUGAUGUAAUACUUCCAUGAGUACAGGAGGCAUGUUUAAUAGAUGAAUGUAAAGGAAAAAAAAGUCAUUCCACAGAAUAUCGGUUUGUGUCAAAAUAUGUCAAUGCACCUGAGUCACAUAAAGCUAAAGCAAUGCUGGAUGGAUCCUGACUGUGACUGAUUCUUUUGAUACUGAAGGAAAGAGAGAAUGUAGAAGGGUGGGGAUCAAACAGGUCACCACCAUAGCUGUGUAGAGGGGAAAAAAAUCAACUGAGUUUCUGAAAGUCUCCUCUUUGUUUUCCCUCUGUUAUCUCCUUGCGUGUUCCUGAGAGAAUUGUUUCCAUUUCGUGCAAAGGAGUUUAUCCUUGCUUUUCAUUUUCUGUUGCCUGCUGCUCUGCCUGUUUGUAAUCUGUUUGCAAAUAAAUCUGUGUUGUUGUGAGCCUUUGCUUCUCUGUCCAGUGCAGAGUUGUGGGAAGAACAUGCAGGUAAGUGGGAGCUUUCUUAAAACCUAAAUCUUUACACCUAAACCUUUCUUUGGAUCUAAAUCUGUUGAGAGUACUCAGCAGCACUUCAAAUUUGUAAAGGUGCUUUGUGGAUAGAGCUCACAGCCUUGUGUGACCAAAUGUCUCUCACCCGAUUUAGCCAGAACAAACCAAAACAAUAACAAGGUAGAGAGGAGCAAAUCUGUGUCCUGCCUGUUCUCAAGUAUUCCUGGAUCUCCUUUAAUCCUCUCUUUGUGGGUACUUGCUUCCUUGUGGGCUGGCAGCAGAAAGGGGGGCCAAGAAAUGGGCUUCAAGCCUAGUUAGGUCAAAAAGCAACCGUGGUGCAGGGGGAUGAGUGGCUGGGUUUAUGUAAUAACCUGUAACAAGGGCGCCACCGGGUUUAAAUUUAGCAAUCACAAAUUCAAAACUGGAACCUACAGACUUUUUCUGUUUUGUAGUUUUCAGAAAAAAAAACCAAAAUAUGUCAACAGCUCUGUGUCUGUGUUGGAGUUACUGGAUGAGUAGAAGAUAUUUGCAAAUAAUUUUCGCUUCUGAAGGAAUUCCUCUUGGUGCUGAGCUCACUGUAUGGAGCAGCUGGGAAGAGACAAGUUGUGAACUCAUACUACCUUUAAUGUUGUUCUCCUUUCAUCAAGAAACUUAGUAUUCUACUUUUUCUUUAUAGUUCAGAAUCCACAGAGCUGCAGAAACCAAAGCUUCCUAUGUAGUAAGAGCAGUUAACUGGAAUGGAAGUUUGUUGCUGGUGAUGAACAGGUUAAAUUUGGGAGGGCUGGGUAUAGGGAAAAAAAAAUGAGCUACUGAAUCUAUGUGCUAUGUAGAAUAGCUCUUCUAGGCUGUUUUAGGUCCCAAAGGGAGAAAUGGGGAUUUUGGCACCUGAAAUCUUGUACUGUCUGUGUGGUUUGGGGCCUUUUUGGGGGAGAUUGGAUUUUGCUAAUCUGCAAAAGUGCACCUGUGAAUGAAGUGUGUCCCUGUACAUCUGGAAUGAGGGGAUGCAGACGUGCCCCGGGAUGACCACAUGAGUAUAGUGCAGAACACCUUUUGUACUUUUGUUCUAAAGCCUGUUCUGCACAACUGGAAUGCAAAUCAGUAACAAAGCAAAGGUAAGCCCUUCACAUUCAAACAGAAAUCAUAUCUUGCUUUGAUUUUUCUUUGGUAUUUUUGGGAUAUGAAAUAUACCAAUGUUAGAAAUGAGACACUUGACACGGCCAAUAUAUCAAGCAGCAAUUCAAUUUAAUAAUUAAUUAAUUAGCAUGGUAAAGUGUGAGCAAAGACAGCACUGGGUACAGUGGAAGGAUUUUCCCUUCCGACUGCACACUAAUUGCUGGACUUGCUGGGAUUUUAUUGGCUAUAUUCAUACAUAUUCAUAAGCUUUCUCAGCAGUUUCUAUUUCCAAUUUUUAAUGUCACUAUCCAAUACCUAACAAUAUUAAAUCAUUGACGUUGGUGUUUGGUUUCUAUUCAAUUCCUAUAGUCUAUUGUGAUCUAUUUUAAAUUUCAAUAUUCCAGAGUGUACAUCCAGGAUAUGCAUCCCAGGUGGUGGGGUCCAGCUUCCAGAUGUGGGGUCCAGCUUCUGUUUUCCAGGUCUAUCAGUCUUUGAUAGUGAUGUUCAGUUUCCUUUUUUCAAGAACCAUAAAUCAGUGAGCUGAAAUCUUUCUUCUGUAUCCAGGAUGGUUUUUUUACCAGCCUGUGAGAAAGCCUUUUUACAUUCUAAAACUACAGUUUAAAAUUCUUUAAUACAAAACAAACUUCUAAAGUUAUAAUUCAAAGACUUAUUACAGAAUAGCUUGAGAUUUAUAAUAGGUAAUUGCAAGCAAAGUUUGUUCAAAACCAAA